AGCCCCGUUGCACGUCGGGAAACGAAACAUGUACGUACGUCGUACAACAGGCAUAAAAAAUUGAGUGCCGAUUGGUUUUAGGUGGCCGUCGCGGUCGCGUCUUGCUGAGUGUGAAGCGAGGGCGCGUGUUCCUUGGGCAGAGUAAGGAGUGCCCGUGGAGGAGAUUCACCGACUAGGCGAGGACGGCUGAGGCGAAGCAAGGAGGACGUCCUUCCUCCUGGGACGCUCGCCAAUUCGGACAGAGCUUUGGGAGCAGGAGUCCGAGGAAUCCUUUACGACCGACGAGAGGUGCAUCGGUUCUUUGGUGCGUCCAGUCUUCGUUAUUCCGCUUUAGGGCUCAGACGCACUCCGGUGGUCUCGAUAGCUUCGACAGGACCACGGCUUACGAGGAGUGCAAGGCAAGAUCCUGCUUUCCCGCGAAACCGCCUCUCGCCCCCCUGGCCGUUUUCGUGGAGUGUGGUCUUGCUCCAGGGGAAGCCGGCACAUCAGCAAAAAUCAAAUUUCUCAGUGCAUCGUAAAAGACUCGAUGAGAAACCUCGAUCGUUCCGUGUUGACAACGCCAGGUUGAGCAAUGCAACAUUCUGGGAGUCAGGGUUAGUGUGUUUCUUGCGUUUACUUGCCAGGGCAUAGUGACCAAACUGUGAGGAUUGUGUUGAGGUUGGUGCGAGGAGCAACAGUUGAUAGUUUUAGAAAUGUCAACAUAAGAAUCAUCUGUGUUUUAUAGCAUAUACGAGCUGAACAAAAUUUUGAGUGAAUCGGAAAUUACGAUGAAUAAUUGAACUAGAUGCAAGAGUUUAGGGCAUGGUGAAUAGAGUACAAGGAUGAUGCGAUAAGUGUUGAAUGAGAUGCAACGACGAUUAGCUUUGAAGAUGACAACGUCGAGGUGCCAAGUGUUAUAAAGCACAGAAUUAGCAGCGCAUCGAUACCAUUGACUAUCGGUUGACGAGACUGGAUUUCUUCAUGGAGGGAAAUAAUGAUUAAAUUGUGUUGUCAUACUUUUUUUUUUUUAAAUUAAGAAUCAAAGAUUUAUAUGAAUUACUUUCAAGAUAAGGAAAUUGCAAAAAGAUUACUUGUUAAUCAAGUAUUGAUUUUAUAUGUACAAUUGUAUAGUCAAUUUUCUCAUUUAUUACGGAGUCUAAAUAUUUUACAUUGCAUUUUCAAUAUAUUUUCAUAGUACGAUGGUGAAGUGAAGAAGACUCACUCGUUUAAGGAAUCAAUAAUGGGUAUUGGAUAGCUUUCUGGUUUUAUUGAUAAUGAAAAAUGUAUAACUGGUUAAUAUUUUAGAUACCAACAUAUGAACAAGAUAAAGGUUCUCCUUGCUUAAUUUAUAAGGGGUAAACGCGCUUUUAUAUGUAAGCCUGACUAAGAACCUAGUCAAGAUGUGUGAACAAACAGAAAUCAACUAUUUGGACGGGGAUAUUGUUUGGGUUAAGCUCAGUGGUUGUUGGUGGCCCGGUCAAGUCACCAGCCUUAAUAAUUUAUCCGAAGACAUUCGGUCGGAGUUUAGAAAGAAACCAUUGAUAGCAGUCGUCAAGUUCUUUCAAGAGGAUACAUAUGAAUUUGUCAAGAAUUAUCAACAGAUUUACAAAUAUAAUUGUACGCUGAAAGAUGAUUUCAUAAAAAAAGGCCUAGAUAAAUACAGAACUAAGAGCAAAGAUGGCUCAACAUAUAUGAACAAAUUUCCUGGAGAUGUGGAAAUGGCUGAAAAAUUAACUGGAGGAGACCCAGACAUUUUACGCAGCGAAAGAUUCAGUCCUGAGGAGAAACCUGAUAUUUCUGCUCUUUUUGGCGAAAAGAAACUACCUAAGAAAAAACGAGAUACCGAUGGCAAUCAUAGACGUAGUGACGGCGGUGAAAUGCAAAGAAAAAUAACGCACCCUCGAUUCUUACGGGAAAGUGAUCAUGAAAUUCGAAUUCGUCAACAACCAAGCAGUCUACCAUCGACUCCUAAUAAUAGUUCCCCACUUUAUCCUUGUCAUCUAUGUAGUUUCACAUCUUCUCGAGUGAACGUUAUAAUUUGUCAUAUAAAGAGUCAUAGAUCAGGCAAUUCACCAGUGGCAAGGACGAAAGUGAAGACUUACUCGCAGUCGAGAACCAAAGUUUCUGAUUUAGAUACACCAAAAAGGAAAAAUGUUAAAAAAGAGAAGUCGUAUUCACAUAAGAAUAGGAGUGAAGGAAAUUCGGAGCCAAGGAAAAGAAAACCAGUGAAGCAAGUUGAUAAGUCUAGUAAGAAGAAGAAGACUGAUCCGGAAAUUCGUGAGAAAUUGUUGGCUGAUUGGGAUGAUGGAUCUGAUGAGGAUGCAGGUUUAGAUGACACAAAACCAUUGUUAUACGACUCAACGUACGGGAAUCCUCCUGCAAAGUACAGAGCUAACGUAGAUGAUUUGGACGAUAGUUCUAUGAACAAGGAUAAAGAUAUCGAAGAUAGCAUUGAUAUAAUUCAAGGUGCAGAGCGAUUACUCAGAGAAACUGAACAAUUAUCAGCUCUCCACGCGAUGGAAAACUCACUAUCUGGAAAAGCUCGUAGUUCCAGUAACAAAUUAUUGGACCAGUCUGAUAAUAAAUUCGACUCAAGCACUGAAUUGUUACCAAGAAAAAAUAUAUCAUUACGAGUUAAUGAUGAGAAACAAACGACGAAUGACAGAAAAAAAGAGGAAAAUCAAAAAGACCAGAAAAUGUCACACGAUAAGGAUGACAAGAAGUCAAAAUUAUCUUGCUUUGAUUUUGAUGAAGAUGAUUUGCCCGAACCGGCAUUACCACCUGUUCGAAAGAUCCCUAGACUCUUUGGUGAAAAGAACUUGAAGAAGGAAAUUAUCAAGGAAUUUGAAAUGAGUCAGGCGUUAAAAAAUGAGCAGGAAAAGGAAACGUUAACCGAAAGAGAAAGGAAUCUGAGGAAUGAAAUGGUUAUUGAGGUAGUAUUAGGCACAGAAGCUAAGAAAUUUGAUGUUAAGAAUAAAGAAAGCGACAAUACCUCACAAAUAGCUAAAAUUGAUGGUGACGAUAUUAAGAUUACUGAUAAAAUUGAAGAAACCAUUUCUUUAACAAAUGAAGAAACGCAGAAAUCCAAUGCCAAUAUUUGCGAAACAGAGGUAGAGAUUGUAGAAAUAUUCGAAGUUGAAAGAGAGGAAGAAGCUGAGGUGGAACGUAGUAUAAGUGAUACUAAGGAUUCUGAAAAAGAAAUUUCAACUAAAACAGUACAGGAGUUAAACGAUACGGUUAUUCAAAAGUUUACGGACAAACCCAUUGAAGCUCAACCCGAAAACUCUACACCCAAACAAACGAAAACAGUGGACAGUAUUCUACAAGAGACUAUUUCAGAGCCUGUAUUAAUGGACAGCGAAGAACUUUUCGAAAAGGAACCAUUUUCUGACAAGAUUGAAAUUGAGACUGAAGAUGAAACAGUUUCUGAGUCGGCUGAAACCGUGCUCGGUCACAGUGAGAAUUCUGACACUGAUGGAACCCUGCCUAGAGCUGGAAUGAGCCAAUCAGGUGAUACUGAUGUAGACAAUGCUUCAAUUGUGAGUACUGAAACGAAAAGUAAGGAAGGUUCGUUGGCAGAAGUAGAGGAUGAGACGGAAAAAAGAACUGUUAAAAGGCGUCGUGGCAGACCAAAGAAGUCAAUCGAUAAUAGACUCAUCGAAAAUCGAGACAUUUCUUCGAAAAGAUCAUUGGAAUUGAAUAAAAGUCUUGAGGUCUUAGAAAAAUCCGAGAGAGUAACUUCCGAAUCGGAUACGGAACGUUCACUGAGUGGUAGAAGAAGAAAGCCUAAUAAGAAGUAUUUGGAGUCUGACAUCUAUAUGCACGAUCAGAAAGCAGCAUACAAAACUGAUGAGAGCCAGUCAGAGACCGAUGAUAAAUCUCAAAAAGGUGAGGAGACUCCCAAGCCAUCGAGAGGUAAGCUUCGAAGAGGUAAAAGAUCAUAUGGCUUCAGAAAGAAAUCUGCAGCCUUAAAAGAGGAAAUUGGUGACUAUUUUGAGUCUCAAGAUAAGUCAUUGGGAGGUACCGAUGAAACAUCUAGCAUGUCGACAGGGGAAGAAAAGUACUAUGAUGAAGAGACUAAAUCUUCUAGUACAAAAGUUUCUCUAGAACGCGAUAAAAAACAGUCUGAUAUAGCUAUUCCAGAAUCGCCAAUGGGUCGGGUAGAAACGUUUCAGGGGAUAACGAAACUGUCAUCAGUUUAUAAUGAGGUGGUAAACGAAGUUAAACUUGAAACCAAAACUAGUAUACCUGAAGGGCAACCUAUUACUGAAAAGGAAAUUAAAGAAGGAGAACAGGAAAGAAACGAUUUGAAAACUAACGAACGAGUUGAGAAUAAUACAGAGGAAAAUGAACCCUUUCGGCAAUUAGAAGUAAUAAAGACCUCUGUAGAUAUGCUUCCUCCAAAGAAGUCUCAGAUUAAGAAAUUUGAACUUUCACAGCUUGAUUUCUUCGACAAUGACCCUCCAAACAAGAAUGCUUUGCAACCUGCUGCAGAGAGUAGAAUUGAUAAUUUAGCGGGUAUUGAAAUAGAAAUUACCAGAGUUGAUCCAAACGAAGGUAUGUUGGAUACACUGAUGGCAACACACAAUAAAAGUAAAGAGACUGCUAUGGAACCUGAUGCGAUUACCAAAAGUUUAGAGGAACAACUUAGAAUUGAAGAAGUAAUAGGGUUUGCUACGCCCGAAGAAAAAUCUGCAGUCCAAGCAGAAGUUACUAUGGAUGUAGAAUCAGAAACUAGUGUACAAAUUGAAGUACCUGUACACGAAAAAGUUGAAGUUCCUCCUUCCGUGGAAGAACUAGCGAAAGAUAUAGUAAAUAGCGAAAUUGAAGUUGAAGCUUCUCUGAAAAAAUCUGAAGAAGCUGCGAAUGAACCCUCUCAAAAAAGUGCAACUUUAAAAAUAAAACAGAAGGGAAAGUUUCUCACUGAGGCUGAAUUGAAGAAAGAUCAGGAUGGCAAUUCUCAAGAAAAACCAAUUAAUACAUUCCAAGAAGCUUUUCUGAAAACAUUACAAAUGGAUAAGCGAGGUAAGAAAGCAGGUACGGAAAAUGCAGAAUCGGUAACUGGUCGGGGAAAAAAUAAGAAAGUCGUAAUGCAGCAGUUAACUGAUGGAAUGGAUAAUGCUAACAUUACAGGGCAAACAGAAGAUACUACAGAGGGUGUGGAAAUAGAGAAAUUGGGUAAGGGUAUUAUUAUAACCGAAACUGCGAGCGAGGACCAACGCACCGUCACGGAAAUCGCUGGCAUGACUGAAUUUGAAGGAGUUGAGGUAGUUGUAGAAGAGAACAUAGCGGUAGAGACGAAGCUAGAUAACACCGUUUUUCAAGAUUCUGCACAAAUGACCCAAGAUGUUGGAAUCGUUUUGCAAAAACAAGAUCAGAUGCCUGAGGUGGAUGAACGCUUUAAACCAUUGACGUUGGAAAAACUGGACGAGACUUCAAGACUGUCAAUGUCAACACCAUCCCCGACGUCUGAAAUCGGAGUACCUGUUAAAAAACGGGAAAAACCAAGAAUAAUAGAAAAUGUCACUUUAAAAGAACCGAUGCAGAUCUUGAAGACAAAACUGUUAGAGAAAUUGCCUCCGAAAGGUACAAAACACAAGCUGGAGAGUGAAACUCUAAAAAAGGGAGAUUCUAAAGGUAGUUCGAGAGCCAAAGUUAUGAAGUUGGACUCUACAUCGCCGAACAGUAAGCCAAAAACACCCUUAAAAAGCUCUGGUAAUAUGUCUUUGACGCAGAAGUUACAAGCACUGAAAGCAGAAGAGGCAGCUACGGCAGCUGCUAUGGAGGUUCAGAAUGAGAAGGUAAUUCCUCAAACUGGACGGACCAUCUCAGCGGUUCCAAUACCCACUUUAACGGAGAAGUAUAUUCAGCAGAGUUCACAGAGUCUAGCAGACAUGGACUUGGACAUUAACUCCAUGCCCUUUGUCCUCAGUGAAGAUGUUCUCACUCCAGAAAGCAUAGAGCAGAUGCCCGUAGUGAUACCAGGUCACAUCAUACCAACAGCAAGCACUAUUACUACCCCUUUGACAUUGACUCCUGCGAGUCAAAUAGUCGCAACUAAUCAGUCUCAAUUUAAAGUCAGUGAUAGUUCUUCUGAUCCACAUCCUACGCCAUCCAAAAAGAAAAGCGGCACUCCCACGAUUCUGAAAAAUAAAGGUAAAGCAAAGCCAACCAUUACCAGUAUUAAGACAUUGGUGCCUCCGUUGACAGGUGGAGUGAAGGGAUUGAAGUUCCAAAAUACUCAAGCAGGGAAAAGCUCGCCUCUUUUAUCACAGAAAGGAAAUCCUGGCAAGUAUGUUAUCGUUCAGACUGCAGGAGGUCAACAGUUGCGAUACAGUGUUCAGGGAAAACCAGGAACGCAGCAGAAAAUAGCGAUACCAGCAGGGAAGGGAACGCCAGGCAGUGCUCAGAUAGUUCAUCAGGGUGGCAAGGUAGUCAUCCUAACAUCUGCGCAGUCUGGUCAGACCAAGAUGUUGCCCUUGAAUAUUUCCAAGUCGUUAAGUGGUAAAGUUCAGAGAGUGAUGACGAGCAAAGGACAGAUAUUCUCACCUAUAAGUCCUCAGGGGCUAGUGCAAUCGAAAACGGUAAUAGCGCCAAAAACCGAAGGAUCUGCGUCAGCGACCACUUCCAAGGUUGCUUCGAGCCAAAAAAUCAUUAAUGCCCAAGGUAUAAUUACUUCUAAGGGUGUACUGACUCCGAUCCAGGGAACCAUAAGUAAGUCAGCUCUGCUAAGCUCGCUGUCUCAGGGUCUCCUGACCAAAAGUGGAUUGUACACACCGAUAAGUGCCUCACCCUUAGCUGGGAAGACUAUCAUAGGAUCGAAGACCUUGGUUACUAAAGGGACAACUAUAUUAUCCCCAUUGGCCACCCAGAAUCUGGUAACAUCUAAGGCUAUUCUUACACCCAUUUCACAGGCCAUUACGGGAAAGACUAUACUCAGCACUCAAGGUAUAGUCAGCUCUAAAGGAACCGUUCUCACCCCUAUUACAGGACAACAAGUCAAAGCGAUCGCAGCAAAAAGUCCUAGUAAAGGAGGAAAAAUCCAGUACCAGACAGUGCAACAGAAAAUGCAGUUACCGAUGUUGCAGAAGUGCCAGAAAAUACCGAUUUCUUCGUCUCAGGUGAGAGUUACAGGGACGACGGUCAAGUCACCUCAAGGAGGUACCAUAGUUUUUCAAAAUACGGUGCCAGGUCAAAAGACCAUUCUUCAAGGCAAAAAAGCUACAAAGCAUACCCUAACUCAACAGACAGUCGCCGUAGCGAGCUUAUCUCCGCAAGUUGGAGUUCAACAGGCAGCCAGUUCCAUUCCUCAAGGUCAACUAAAAAGCAAGGUCCUUUCGACAACUUCUGCUGUUCAGAAGGUGGUAUUAUCCAAAGGUUCAGGACGUCAACAGAAGGCUCAACAAAAGAUCGUCGUACAGAAAAUGCACCAGGAGUCAGUACCGUCCAGUCCACAUACCGUUCAGACUAAACCUGCAGGGAACGUCGCUUCCCUGAAUGUCUGUCCAGUGACCAAACCAGGUGCUCAGCAUCGACAGUUGACAAGUAAUAGUACAAAGUUACAGAAAGGCGGUAAGAACGUACAACAGCAGAAAACUCUUAUGAAUAUGGCCUUGAAUACUGUGGCGACCACCCCCAUGAUUGCCAACUUAGGAUCUCAGUUACCUUUGCCCCCUUUGGAGCCCAUCGAACCUGAGAAGAAGGCUGAGAUCUUUGAGGAUGUUGUUCCUAAGGAAGAAUUCAAACCUGAGACGCAUCUCGUGGAAACGUCCAAUGAAGCGAACUCGGAAAAGAUAGAUGAGCCUAAAGUGACCGCACAGCCCCAAAUUAUGGCAUUGCCUACGGAGAGCAGUGAUGGGACCCAGACCUAUGUUCUUGUUACUAUAGACGAUCAAGGUCAAAUACAACCCCUGGACAAUAACACCUUGAUGUCCUUAGAAGGUACCACGCAAAAUCCCGACGGUACUCGAACACUUUACAUCGACCCCAGUUCAUUAGGAGAAACUGGUGGCAUUGACAAUAUUGUAUUACAAUUUGACAAUGGUUGUAUGUCCAAUAUGCAAUCCAGUGUGGGCGAGAACCCGUCCGCCGUCAUCACUGAGAGUUUCCCGACUCCGGAGGUAAUACAUACCUCGAAUCAGGACAUCCUGGCUGCUGCUCUAGCAAACACGGAUUUCCAACAGGAAAUCGGAUUACCUGAAAACUCAACAGCCAGCGUUAUGAGCACCGGACUCACGCAGACCAAUUUAAUUAAUCAGACCAUCCUGCAGUCAACCAUCAUUCCUCCUACAGAGCCGAUUUCCUCACCCUCGGUGCUGGAGACUUCGUUGACUUUGAACCAGCCGAUUAUGACUCCUUUAGAGGUACCAACCAGCCUCCCUAUCCAAGAACCUACGAGAACUUCGGUGGUACCGACAAUUCCGUCUUCACUGGAGCUUCCCAUUACCAUCGCCAGCUCCACAAUAUCGUAUAUUUCUGCAAGUGAAGCGCAGAUCCAGAUUCCUGGAAAUUCAAUGCCCGACAUUGGCGAGAUCAUGGAGAGUCCAACCUCAGAGGUGACCCAGGCGGAAAUUCCGGCCAGUACGCAGUACCUGGUAAUACCAAACCUUGAGGAGAACAUAACCAUUGAAACACAGGAUAUUAGGACAUCUACCGAGUCUGUACCUAGUGUAUCUUAUGCCGUCUCUAUCCCUGAAAGUAUCGUUCUGGAGGGCUCUCAGGUGCAAACAACUCCUUCCAUGCCGAUCAUUGACGACACCUUCACAGAAGAGACCCAAUUCUCCGCUCAAAUGAAACCUGAGAUGAGUAGCGACCAGAGCUUUGUGGAUGUCUCCGUUUCAGAAAUGCUCGUUUCCAAAGUUUCGACGAAUUCGACGGAGAGUAAUGCUAUUUUGGAAAUGACCGUUAAUCACGAGGCACCGACGUCCUCCCAGAAGACCCUAGAAAUUUCGGAGAAGAUAGCAGAAGUGGUGAACAAAGUGCAGGAGAUCCAGCAGGAAUACCCUCAGGAAAUCUCAAUAACGACGGAAGAGUUUGAUGGAUUGCGAAAGGACGCCGCCCAAGAGGAGGUACCAGUAUCGGCCCCCGUUUCGCAAGAGCCUCUCGUUCAGGAGACUUCUGAGAUGAACAUUCAUAACGUCCAUCCAACCGAGUCGUCGACGAGUGGUUUACCAAUCAUUGGAGAUUCCUGUAUGGUAACUUCAGAAUUAAUUUCCGAGAUUCAGUUGACGGAGACCUCGAGCUUUGAGGUAAGUGACUCGAGCCAGGUUCAAGAGGCCAUGUCCCAGGAAGCCGAAUCCGCGAACCAGGUGGACGAGUCGACGGAGAAAACGAUAGCGGGGGUACCUUGUUGCAUAGUCGAAGAGCAGGCUGCACCCUCUGACCAGGACGAGCAAAACUGUCGAAGUAUGCUUCAUCCUGAGACGAUGGAUAACACCGUAGAGGAGAACAUGGAGGUCGAGACACCCGUCGAGUCAGAGAUCUACACGGCAGCCGACGACUCCCGGGUAUUGGAAGUCACCAGGAGGGAUGAGCCCUCGUCCCAAGGCGGAGUCGCCGAGAUGGAAGUGGCCUCUGAGAACUUUUGCACCGAAACUAGUCAAGAAGUUCCGUCGCAAUCGUACGAGGAGUUCGAGGCCUCGGUGACAAGCGAUUCGGUCGAGGUACCCAGUCAGUCAGCAAACAAGUCGGAAUCUUUGGGUCGGGAGGUGAGUCGGUCCGAGAACGACGAGGUUUUUGUCUCCGAGGAACAACCGACGGCACCGACCCAGUCUUUUGAAGAUGCCAAGAGCAACAGGGCUAGCCAGUCCUACGAUGUCUCCGAAGACGCCCGGACCAACGCGCCCACGCAGUCCUUCAACGAGAUAAUGCAGACCCAAGAAGGAAGGGCUGACGAGACCGCUGACGACCCCAGUUUUCCCACCCAGAGCUACGAGGUCGGUAAGGUGGAAGGUCUGUCCGAGAACAUGGAGAUUGAUCCUGAGAUCAGUCAGGAAGGUAAUAUACCCUCUCAGUCUAAUGACAUCGGGGCCGAUGGUAUAGGCACCUCUUCUGUAUCUACUAACAACUCAGGUGCCAACGAGGACGAGACCGCAAGUUCCUCCUACGUCCCCGAAACUCCGGAAACGCAGGAACGCGAUCAGGACCAGGAGAGCGCCAUCAGCACUUCCUCUUACGAGAUACCGCCCUGCGAGGAGCUUAACAUCGCCUCCUCAAGUGUCAUCCCCGACACCUCGGUCAGAGAGGAGCAUACCAGCAUCCACGACAAUGGGGUACCCGAAAUCCCAACUUCUUCGUACAACCUCAACCCCGAUAGCAGUUCCACUCACGUAGACGCAGUGCCGACUUCCAGUUACGAGGAUCACGUGAUCGUGGAGCAGAACGUCUCCACGUCGUACGAGGUCCCCAUUUCGAUGCCUGGACUUGAAGAGUCGUCUUCGCAGAACUUUGUAACCGAGAGCUCGGAUCACCGUAGAAACGAACCGACCAGUUACUACGGCCACCAUCACCGAGAGGUUACGCCUAGUUACUACGAGUCGAUUCACCGGGAUUCGAAUUCGCGGCUGGAGGCGUCUCCUCAGGAGGAAGUUACUCCCGGGUAUUACGAGGCCAGCGGACGCGAUGUCACCUCGGAGGCGAGUCAAAGCUAUUUCGCGCCUGAGGAAGCCACCCCCAGCUUCUCCAGGAGAAGCGUCUCCCCAGGUUACUAUGAGCCCAGACCUGAGACUGAGGCUAGCCAAAGUUACUACUCGGGUCGAGAGCUGGAACGCGCUGAGAGAUCCUCCACAUCUUCCUCUGGGAACAUUGAGGCCUCCCAAAGCUUUUAUCAGGAGACCGCGGACGACUCGCGACUCGGUCAGAGGGGCGAGGCCACUCCCACUUACUCUGAGAGAUACCCCGUUGACUACACUCUCGCUAACUCCCCCAUCGAGAGGCAUGACCUCGUCGAGAGCUCGGUGCCCGCUCCCCAGGCCACUGAGAGGUAAUACACCGCCCAAUCGAGUGUAAAUUAAUGUCGGCCUUCUCCGAAGCUGAGAGGAGUGCCCUUGUGGUCCCUUUUUCUUCUUCUACUUCUUCGUCAUCUGUACAUACCGUGAGCAAUUUCAGUUAGUAAGACUCGGUUGCGCCGAUCCUGCUCGACGUUCGGGGACCUCUUUGACGUCUGGUUUGAACUGGCAUUUCGGAGCGUUUGUGCUCUAGCGGCAUCGAGAUGAGAACCUCUUGACGUCAAAAGAAAUCAGUGCAGCCGAUCCUAUAUCGUUAGUCGAUAAGCCUAAGGCUAGAUUCUUAUAAUUUAUAUAAUAAUAGUAUAUUCGUAUAUGGAUGCAAUCCUUAAUAGAAGAACCCUUUAUAUAAAUUGUAGAUUGUACACCGGGAGAGAAAUCUGUGGUUUUAUGUUGCGAUAUGAUAUACACCGCAAGUUUCGUGUUAAAGACUUCCUUUCGCCGGGAUCCACGCCAAUGACGAUUCCGUCGGUCGCUAUAUUGUUUUAAGACUGCGUGCGAGUUCACGAUUUAAUUAGAUAACGUCGAAAAAAAGAACUCUGGGUUAAUUCGACGUUCUGGAAAGGACACUUGACCUGAAAGGAAUCUUGCUGGAUAACCGUGAAUUAAAUGUUCGAUUCGUGCGAUUACAGUGUAUUUCUAGGUUCGAGCCUUUGAGUGACCUGGGUCGGCAAUUAAUCAAUCUCGUCACAUCGUGAAUAUUUUUUCACGAAUGGUUCUUCGACGUGCUCAUUUUGACGAUGCGUCGAUAUAGGUGUAGCGAGUCCGAGAUAGACGAGCGUGCAUUCGAUGAAUAUAUUUCCUAAGAACGGAACGAUUUGCUUAAAAAGAAUUACCAUUUGGAUGCACUUGUACUGUCCCUGCUGUGAGCGAAACCUAUUAAUUGUAAGCCUUGAGGUCGGAAAGCAUACGAGAGAUCGAAGUAAGCUUGGAGAGACCCGUCCUCGGUAAUUUACGCGAUCCCUCGUCCUCCCGACUUCGACCGAAUCUUCGUAGGGUGUUAAAAUGGACAAAUGGUAACUGGGAUCGUUGGAAGCUAGGAUUAAUAUUUACUUUGUAGGUUGUAGCGUAAAAAACCUCUGUGGGAAAAAAGAUUAAUAAUAAAGAAGCCUAUCGUUUUGAAUUGCGCCAUUGUGUAAUCCGUGUGUCGCGAGGUGUAGUAUAAGGAGGGGUAAAUAGCAGUCGAGCGGAUUCUAGAAAACGCGUCCUGUUUGAGAAUUUGUCACGAGAAUUCCCAUGCGGUACGCCCGACGUGAUUUGUCGUUAGUUUACCUGAAAUGUCCUGUAAAUAUUUUGGAAGAUUCGUUUCUGUAUUGCCGGAGUAUUCGGUAUUCCUUCGAUCAUUGGAUAUCCGUUAAUAGAAAAUGUUGGAAACUGAUCAUUGUUGAUUCUAAAUCGUGUACGUUUUUCCAAAAAUUUUUAUCCAAAUUUAUGUAAAAAUGACUACGACGAAACAACCCGUAGUACAUAUGUAUACAUACGGAAAUGAGGGUUUGCCAAAUUGUCAAUGAGUAAUCGUAAGACUUUCAAUUAGCACAAAACCGCGGAUACGCCGAUUCUCUCAAGGCCCUUUGCGCGGCCUCAAGCUAGGACGGCUUUUUCUACGAAAUCAUUCGACAUUAACAUUAUACAUAUAUUCUUUUUAUAUAAUAGAGCCAUGUUACUAUUCAUAUUAAGUAUGUUUUUAUUUUUCGUGGAUUUCUCAAGGGCAAGGCUCGUCCGUGUUGCCUGCGAUUUUUCGAGUUCCGUUACGAAAAGCAGCCUAUCUUCUACAUAUUAUUUAGAUAUGCGAAGGAUAUCGGCAUCGAUCGAUUCGAAAGAUCGACAAAAUCUCGUUCGAUUAUUAUAAAUCAUGAAAUCUUACAUUUUUUCGUGUAUACUUUUGAGCUGCCUUAACAAGAUUAAUUUGUGUCCACUAUUUUUCGUUUUUAGUCUUACUUUUGCUAGGACAGUAACUUUUAUGAUGGCAACACGGACAAAUCGACUGCAAUUAAUGUAUGUACAUAUUGUGUUAAUAAUGAGAGGAAGAAAUCGCGGUUUACCUUGGCACCGAAAACUUUUAUAUCGAUCUAAAAUUAAUUUUUAAGGAUGGUAAAAUAAACCACGGAGUUCUGCAUUGUUCUGCUUGAAAUAUUCCCAAGAAACAUAUAUGGCAUAAGCAUAAUUAUUUUUGAGAAAAUAUCGACUCUCGAUUAGAAUGUACUAAAUCGAUAGAAUUUGUACUCGAUGUUUUCAUCAUUACUAGCUUCACUUAUUCAUGUGUAUGUUUCUGUGUUAAAUUUUAAGCAGAAUUGUUAGCAGUCUCCGCAUAUAAGACGAACGAUGACGAAAUCGUUGAUACCCUAUCGCUGUUUGCAAAAUUAUCUGUAUGCGUUGAUCUCCUCUCUGAAGUAAAGAGUUCGGCGACACCACUGCGUACCUACAAAUCAAGAAAUACAUAUUGCGUGAUAAACUAUUAUUUUUUUUAUUAUUAAUCAUUUUGCAAAUUUGUCGCGUGGGGAAAACUACCGAUGAAACUCGACACAUAACUUCCGGAAGUUGUAAUUCAUAUGACAUGGCGGAAAUAUAAAACAUCGUUUAUCGGUAGGAUUGUAUGGAUGGUUUUUUUUUCAUAUUUUCAACACACACUAACAAUAUUACUUUUUAAUUUCUACAGUGUGCACCACAUACACCAUUGUAACUAUGAGGUAAAAUAAAUAUACGACUAUUUACGUAACAGAUUAAUAUGUACAAUGGACAUACGUUUUUCGUUCUCUUUCUGAUCUUUAGGAUAGGCGAUUUUAAUAAACCUUAUUCAACG
Molecule: messenger RNA, 13782 nt
Organism: Orussus abietinus
Lineage: Eukaryota; Metazoa; Arthropoda; Insecta; Hymenoptera; Orussidae
Product: mucin-17
Exons: 4
Coding region: 1380-10964 (3194 amino acids)
Source: RefSeq, a predicted model, not a curated record